Alternaria viburni is the source of this 2763-nucleotide messenger RNA. RefSeq lists its product as uncharacterized. The transcript has a single exon. The coding region runs from base 1 to 2763 and encodes 920 amino acids. Lineage: Eukaryota; Fungi; Ascomycota; Dothideomycetes; Pleosporales; Pleosporaceae. The record is from RefSeq and is a predicted model, not a curated record.
AUGGAUUCGGCUCCGAGGCCACCCUCUCCGCCUACCUUUAGAUCCCGGGUUAAGCGGUAUACGGAAGACACCCGGAACGUAGCGGCAUGGCUUCGCCAGACCGCUUUGAACUGUGGAUAUGCCGCCAGCACUGCAUCAUCAAGCGUAGAAUCUUGUAACGGAAAGAAAGCCGAAUAUCUCAUCAAGACGUCUGAGUUCAUUCCCAUGGCUGAGGCCAUCGCGGCGCACAAACCCCAACCCACGAUUCCGCAAGAUGUAUUAGCCACAAUUUCCCGAGCUAUCAGACUGCGCCGCAGAGAAACCCGAUACGUCAAGUUAUUCGGCGCGAAAUGUAGGCAAAGCCAGCUCGGAGACAGCACACAUACCCAUUUCACCGAGAAGGUGCUGGGCAAGGUUCGAGACGUGCUGCGGCCAAUAGUCCAACCUACUGCACCUGAACCCCAGGCAACUACCGCAUCGUCACUCAGCGAGAAGCUUGCUUCGUUCUUCGGUUCUGAAACCGACGAAGCCGACAAUAUCAGCGAUGAGCCUUUCAACAAUCUCACACCCGUACACAUCGACUUCGAUGAUAUGGAGGUUGAAGACGAAUUCUUCUUGGCUAUUGAUGCCUUCAUGGAGGACGUUUUCGUUAUGCGUCAAUACGUUGAGUACAUUUGGACUAUGUACAAGGAAUCCGUGAUGGAGAACAACGUCUGCUCGCUGUUGACGAAUACAGCAAUAGAUGUCGUUCGUCUAGCUGAGAAUGAAUUUGCUAAGCUGAUCAAGCGACCCAAACGCUUUCCGGCAGACAAAUUUCCUGUCUGGACGCUUCCAGCAUUAUUGUUCUAUAAGCGGACCCCUACGCUGGAAGAUAGAUUUACGUACGAGGAAUUUUCGGGUCUAAUGCCAAUCAAGCUGCUUCGCAAGGACGUUGAGGACCAGAGCGAUUUCGCCUUGUUCUCGGUCUUUUCAGGGCUCAAAUGGUAUCUCUACACUACUCCCGAGCAAGGUCCCUACACGCUUGACCCCGCUCGAUUCAAGCAAUCAGAGAUGAACUGGCACCCGCACCUGCCACGGGUCGUCGAGAUGUGCCAAAUGAUGCAGUGGCAAGCCGGGAUUCAGUUCUCUCCUGAGUUUGAAGGCUUUCCUGACGGCGUUGCUGAAGACGAAAUCGCCAGAGGUGUUCGGUAUAUGACUAAACACAGAGAGAUUCCGAUCUGGGUGCAGUUCGCUGCUCAGACUUAUAUCGACAUUCAAGAUGUACUGGACAGUCUUCUGGAUGCGCCAUUGAAAGAGCUGCACAAGUGGGUGGCAACAUCCAGCUUCAGAUUGGAUGAGUUUCUCUCUGACAAUGCCCGCCUCCGCACGUGGGAUCUCACAUUGCACGAGCAAUUCACCAAACUUACAGGAAGUCUUCUCAAGAGUCAACGAUCGCUAGAGCUUUGGCUUAAGCACGAUGUGUUCAAGAAGAGUCUAGCAAAAUCUUCACCCCCUCAUCUGUCCAAAUUUAAGCGUGAGGAGAACGCGCUAUUACGUCGACAUCCAUUAGGUUGCGGUGUGCUCCAGUACAAUAUGUUCGCCAAUCUGCAUAAACAUGGUCUUCAGCUUGAACAGACCUCGGACUGUAUCAGACCCAUGAUAUACCUCUACGCGGCGACUCGCCUACUGGUCAAAGAUCCCCCAGCAUGGCCCGACAUGGAAUUGCUCAUUCUUCGCCAAGAUCCCAAACGACUGUUCUUUGGCAAGGAAAGACCAGCGGACUACCAAGAGGUCUUGAAGCAUUUUGAAUGGGCAUUUGGGGAGAGGGACCAGAAUCCUUGCCCUGAACGAGUGCAACAUCUUGUGGACCCUAGCAUAUUGACAGGUAUCUUCCACGACCGGUUCAAUCACCGCGUGGAAAAUAGCGAAGAGAUUGAUACAGUAGUGUCGAAGUGGGAAGCACUGGUUAGCAGCAAAGAAGGCAUGACGCAUAUGCUUCGUCAAACGAACUUCCCUACAGCGAGGCACACUGAAGCCAUAGAAGCACUUCAGAAGCAGACUCAGAACAAUAAGCCAGAUGCGGUACUCAACCGGCUCAGUACGUGGCUAGAGGCGGAUGCUAUCGAUCUCAACUUUGACUGGCUGACCUUGCACAACAUGUGCGUAUCCUUUUGGGGUGAUCUUUACCCCAGGCUCGUCGAGUCCAGGAAAACCCUGUCCUUCAAACCAGAAACUUUCCGCAAGACGCCUCGCCCACAAAUUGGCCUCGUUAGACAAAUACUGCGCGAAGCGGUCCAAGCCUACAACACUUCUCAGAAUUUAGCACUUGAAAGCUCUGCAUAUACGUACGGGCAGGGUCUUCGGAUUGCGGCUGCUCUGUUGAAAGAGACAGUGACGGCGCCAAUGGAUAGCACGAAAUGGGGUCCCACCACGGAAGGCGAUAUCUGUAUUCGUGCCACGAUGAUACAAGCUUCUAGUUCUGCGCAAAUAUUGCACUAUCCGGGCGCCUACUACAUGAUACCCGGUCCGGCACAUUUGUCAGAGCUCUAUCGGGGCUGGGACAUGACGGUUUUGGACGACUUUCACACAGUGCAGGUUGCUGGUCUUUCUCACAUAAAGUUGGAACAUUUUCAUAAGAAGAGAAAAAAGGAGCUGAAACAGCAACUCGACGAGGACGAUGUCUUUCGAAAGCAGGCAGCAAAUGCUGAACGAAAGAACUCUGAGCAAGGCUCAUCAGCGCAGAAAUCUACGAAGAAGCCAAAGAACCUAAAGAAGAAGAAGAAGGGUAAAGGCACAGCCUUUUGA